Messenger RNA from Brassica rapa (field mustard), 2258 nucleotides. Its product is annotated as transcription factor bHLH70. The record is from RefSeq and is a predicted model, not a curated record. Gene Ontology annotation, cellular component: nucleus. Lineage: Eukaryota; Viridiplantae; Streptophyta; Magnoliopsida; Brassicales; Brassicaceae. Gene Ontology annotation, molecular function: protein dimerization activity; DNA-binding transcription factor activity. Gene Ontology annotation, biological process: stomatal complex development; guard cell differentiation; positive regulation of DNA-templated transcription.
UUUUAUAAGCAUUAUUUUAAAAAUGACUAUGUAAAGAUUGGAUGUUAUUAAGUUGCAUAGGCUGUUCUGGUUUUAUCACAGUAGUAUGAAUAUGAGUGAAGAAAAAUAAAUAUAUUUUAGAGACAAACACUGGUUAGUACCCUUGAAGCCAAGGCAUCAACACUUGUAUGCUUAACAGGUAAGAAUCCAGAAUUCACGCGUUGAGGGGAUGAAUGUAUAAACGCUUCCUUAGACUUUUAAAAGGUUAAAUGGUCUUCUUCUUCUUCCUCUUCCUCAUCAUCAUCAUCAUGUAUUAACGAAAGCCCCCACAACUGACUGUCUUCGCUGCCAGACAAAACUGCCAAAGCCAAUAAUGUUUCUUUGAGGGACCUUUCUUAUGUCAGAGAUACUCUCUCUCUCUCUCUCUCUCCCUCCUCUCAUGUUCUUUGCUCUUCAACAAACAUCUGUUGUCAUCUCUUUGGUCUUUAUUUUUACCUCUUUGUUUACUUCCCUUUCUCCUCUCAUAUCUCACUUUCAAGUUCCCAUUUCUAUUCAACAUCUUCAUAACAAUUUAGGACCAGUGUUGUAUAUAAAGCUAACGGCCUUAGCUGCAGAAGCGAGUACAUGAGUAUCUUUUUUUUUUUAAUUCUUUAAAAACCCCUCACAUUUAUUUCAAGAGAGAUACAAACAAACAAGAGAGAAAGAGUAUUAAAGAGAGAGAGAUCUCAGCUCUGUAAUGGAGAGGAUACAAGGGCAAAACAAGCUAUGUGUAAAUGUAUCUUUAUCUCAGUUUGGAACGUUUUUCAUUUAUUUUAUUUCUUCUUUUCAACUAUUUGAGCCUAUAAUCAAAAGAUGUGGACAUGCAUAUUUACUCCUUCCCCUAAUGAGUUGCAUUCAGUGCUUGUGGAUGUUUGUUAUACAGAAAACACUAACAAAUCUGCUCUCAGCUGAUUACCUCUCUUUGAAACAUUCCAUUUUUCAUUAUAGUUUUGUUUCUCGUUACUGACGCACUCACCAAACCACCCUACAGUAGAUGAAUAACCAGCUCUUUUUUUUCUUGCAGUUGUUGGAUCAAAAAGUGAAUGUGAGAAGAAGCCUACAAGUUCAAGCAUCUCCGGAGGAUCAUAGCUUUCCUCUUGAGGAAGAUCAAUACUCAACUCUUACCUUGCAAGGUACAAGACUUCCAUUUCAACAAAUGCUGCAAGACCCUUCUUCGGUUUUGUCCUUCAAAGACCCACACAUUCUAGGAAACUAUCUCCCAUAUGAAGUUCCAGAGUUUCAUUCACCGUUCCACUCAGACAACAACCAUUACUAUCAGAAUCCAUUUUUAGAAGGAACCAAUGAAGACAUCUCAAGCCAAGAACUUCAGCUGAACCCAGUAGACAAUGCGUUUUCAAGACGCAAGCUCAGAAACAACAACUUGGCAGCAUCAGUGAGCAGAGAGAAGAGAAAGAGAAGGAGAAGCAAACCAAUGAAAAACAGAGAAGAGAUGGAGAGCCAGAAGAGAAUGACACACAUAGCGGUUGAAAGAAACCGCAGACGCCAAAUGAACGUUCAUCUCAACUCACUCCGCUCACUCAUUCCAUCUUCCUACUUCCUUAGGGGAGACCAGGCGUCAAUAGUAGGAGGAGCUAUAGACUUCGUGAAGAUCCUCGAGCAACACUUACAAUCCCUUGAAGCGCAGAAGAUAACUCAACAAACUAGUAAACUGAUAAUCGAUGCCACAGUGACGGAGAGGCACGUGAGUCUCAAAAUCCAGUACUGCCAGAGGAAACAAGGACAACUUCUCAGAUCAAUCUUUUUGCUAGAGAAACUUGGACUAACUGUUCUUCAUCUCAAUGUGACAUCUCCGUGCAACGCAUCUGUCUCUUAUUCCUUCAACCUCAAGGUACUUAUAAAACAAAGAACCAUAUUAUGCAAAACAAAAACACAUAUCAUUUCUAAACAUUUUUUGGUAUUUUUCAGAUGGAAGAAGACUGCAACUUGGGAUCAGUAGAUGAGAUAACGGCGGCGGUUCGUCAGAUAUUCGACUACUGUUGAUUAAAAUAAAAGUUAUUUAGGUGGAGUCUUCUUCUCAGCAUGGUGGCAUUUAAUUUGACUUUAGUUUAAGGAUACUCUGCAGAACUGGGCCCCACCAGAUAAAGUUUGACGUUUGUUUUAAGAGUUGUGUACGUACGCCACGUCAGCACUAUCCUGUUUGAAAAGUCGUUAUCUUUCUUCAUUGGAAAAUGUAAAAUGUAUCUACAAAUAUGUUUUCGAAAAAACUCUAGGCAACACCA